AUUGUUUGCAGCUGCCGGCACAAGAGGAAUCGCUGCUGCACUGACACAUCCAGGGAAGGUUGUCCCUCUCUCUAUCUCUCUUUCUCCCAGGCAGCAGUGCUGUGUAACCCUAUGGAUACAAGCCAUACAUUCCUGGCAUAGCCCUGCAACAGCACAAUAAACACCGGCUCUCCCAGUUGAGGCUGCUCCAUUACAGAGAGUCCCAGGCCACAAGAAGCGAUUCAGCCAUGAGAAGCCGCGUUUAGCAGCAGCAGCCAGUGACAGCCCAGCCGGGACAUGUGUGUGGAUAUGGGGACAGCUGAGACUGGCAUGAUGGACUGAUAUCUGCACCGGGACAUGGACAGGGAUUCAGAAGCAGUGCCAGGCUCAGUAAGGAGCUGUCGGGAAAAGGGGAACCUGUAUUUGCAGACGAGCAGUCACAUGGCAGCUUUUCUCACUGACACCAACGAGAAAGGACCUCCAUUACAGGCUCAUACCCUGAGGGACUUUGAGAAGCACCUCAAUGACUUGAAAAAGGAGAAUUUCAGCCUCAAGCUGCGAAUCUACUUCUUGGAGGAUUGCAUCCAGCAGAAGUACAAAGACAGCAGCGAGGAUGUCUACAAAAGGAAUAUUGAACUUAAGGUGGAGGUUGAGAGUCUAAAACAAGAGCUUCAAGAAAAGCAGCAGUUUCUGGAUAAAACCUGGGCUGCUGCAGAAAACUUGACCAGCUACAAUGAAGCUGAGUUGCGACGGCAGUAUGAGCAGAAGCAAGAGGAGACCGAACAAGUCCAGGAACUUCUGGAGAACAAGAUCCAGCUUCUUCAAGAGGAAGCCAGACUUGCAAAAAAUGAGGCAGAUCGGACGUCAGUCUUGGUCGAGGCUGAGAGGGAGAAAUGUCUGGAGUUAACAAAUACCAUCAAAGAAUUCACUAUGGAGAUGCAAGAAGCCCAAGUCCUGCAUAAGAAUUACUGCACCACACUGGCUGAGAAGGACAGGAUGAUCCCGCAGCUGACACUGUUGCUCGACAGCAAAGAUUCCCUAAUAAACCAACUUAAAGAGGAGAAAAACAGCCUAAUGAAUCAGCAGAACAUAAGCCUACAACAAGCUGUACAGGACCUGAAAGCAUCUUUGCAGCAUAAGAACUGUGAGGUUAAGCAACUACAAGAUGAGAAAACACGGGCUCAGCAGAAACUACAGAAUUUGCUUGAGAAGCAACAUCAGAAGGUAUCUCAGUAUGAGGUAUUGUCUGCAAAGCAUGUGUCAGACUUGCAGGCUCUCCAGGGAAGGUUCCAGGAAACAGAGGCCUCCAAUAAGAUGCUGCAGGAGAGUUUGCACCAAGUGACAGCAGAGUUGAGCUCUGCACGGGAAUUAUCUUGCAAUCAAGAGCGCAUUAUCCAAAGCCUAAGGGAAACUCUGCAAAGCAGAGACAAUGAGGUCUCGGAUUCGUACCAUAUAGUAGAAGGACACAAUGAUACCAUAGUGAAACUACAAAAGAUGCUUCAGAAAAGUCAAACUGAACAGUUACAGGCUUCCCAAAUUACCCCGUCCCAACAGCAGCUGCAGCUGUUGGAUCUCCAGAACACUUUGUUCUGUACACAGAGGGAACUGCAGAAGCAACAGAGGACCCUCCGGCAAAAGGAGCGUCAACUGACUGACUUGAAGCAAUCCCAGAAAUUGCUGGAAGCUGAUUUACUUGAGGGACAUCAACAGAAAGAGACUACUUGGAAGCACAAUCAGGAGCUGCAUGGAGUACUGCACAGGCUACAGACUGAGCUGCAGGAGAAAAUUCAGCUUUUUCAGAAUAGAGAAGAGGAGAAAUGCACCAAGUUGCGCGCUCAGGAGAACUGUAUCCAGCAGCUCCAACAAACUGUGACCCAGAAGGAGCAACUGCUGCAGGAUUAUAUGGACCUUUUGAAAUACCAACAGUGCCUAGGAAAACACCCAGGUGGCAGCGAGCACAUGCUUGACAAAUUAUGCCAGAGAAUCAAGGACAGAGAUGCAGCUUUAGAGCAAGCAGUGGAUGAUAAAUUCUGUGUACUGGAAGAGAAAGAAAAGGAGAUCCAGCAGCUAAAGAUGAUAAUACGAGAAAAACAGCGUGACUUGGAACGGCUGCAGAGUGUUCUUUCUGGCAACGAGGAAACCAUAAAUAGCCUGGAUAACCUCAUGAAGUCCAAAGAUGUGGAAUUGGAACACAUUUCAGCAGCUUAUAAAAACCUAGAAUGGCUGAAACAGUCAAUGGAAGAGAAAAACCAAUGUUCACUGAAGGAGAGAGAAUCAAUUAUCCAGCAACUGCAGCAAGCUCUGCAACAGAGGAGCAAAGAAAUUCAGGAGAUGACGACAACCUUCCUUCAGAAGUCUGAGCUGGGCAGUUUUGAGCUGAUACAAGAGUUACAAGCCUGCCUGGAAUGUAAAGAGAAAAUGCUGCAGGAGGCUCUUCAUGAUAGAAGCCAACAGGCCGAUGAACACACGAGAGAGCUGGAGGAACUUAUUACCAGUAUGGCAUCAGAAAAAAUGGGUCAAGGUUUUUUCUGCAAGAGCUGUGCUCUAAGAGAAAAACAGAAUUCAGAUAUGGAUCAGUCUCCAGCAUCCCAGAAAACAGUUAAGCAGUUAGGGAACUCCAAGCCUCUUUCUGAUCAUCCAGUCUCCGUAUGUGUGACUUCUUUGUCUGCAGAUCUCAAAGCUCCAGCAGAUGCACAGAAUAACCAAACCGAAAUGUUGGAGAGUGAACUUGCCAAAGCCAAAGAUGAUCUGCAGCUUGUUCUGAGGAAAGAAAAGGAAAACCAGAUCGAAGUUUCAGCUCUGCAGUCUAUCAUAAGAGAGCAAAGUGAGCAGCUGCAGGAGCAAGCUGCAGACAUGGAUGCUUUGAGCAGGAACAUUCAAAUAAAAGAAGAUCUAAUCAAGGAUCUGCAGAUGCAAUUAGUUGAUCCAGAGGAGAUGCCUACAGUGGAGCGCCUUACUCAAGAGGUCCUAAGCCUAAAAGAAAAGUUGAGUGCAUCAGGUGUGCAAGAACAUGGCACUGGUCGUUACCAGAAGUUAUCAAAGCUAUUGGAGGAUCUUGUCGCUGACAGAGGCAGGCUGAACGAUGCAUUACAUGUAGAGAAACAGCUUUACAGCAGCCUGCUACAUUUCCACUCUGACCCAGACAGCAUAAAAUGCAGCUCCGCACUCCAGGAAGAACUGCUAACUGCACAGAAACUGACGUGCCAAUUGGAAGAUGCCCUAGAAAGGGCGACAGAUCGCCUUUCGCAGAUGGAUUUGGAGAGGGGACUGGCGGCUAUCACCUUUGGAGGUCUUAAAGAGGACAAUGAAGUGGAUGAUGAUUCCAGCUCACAGUUCAGUGAUAGUAUUGAAGAUGAAAUCGAUGAUCGGAGUACUGGGCAUGGGACUGAACCACAGGUACAUGCUAUGGAAUCAGUUGCAAAUGUUAUAGCUGAGAACAAGAACCUGGAGAAUCAGCUUCUCAGUGUAAGAAAUGAACUCAGACAAGUGAUGGAAGUCAAGGCUAAAACUGAAGAGGAGCUUAAAGUUCUGAAGUCCAGACUGGAAGAUGCAGGAAUAUCUGAUACAGUAGAUAUCAGAAAUGUACUACAGAUUCUGUGCCAAAAAAGAAAUGAAUGGAAUGUGGAGCUGGAAAGUGAAAAGUUAGGACAAUGGGAGGAUGAAAAAAUGGAGGAAGGGGGCUCAUCAGUAGAAGAGGGCCUAAGGGUGGACCUAAGAAAGCUGCAAGGAAAGAUGAGGCAGGCUGAGACUCUCAUAAAGUAUUUGAAGGAGCAGUUGGCACUGAAAUCAAAGGAUGGAAUGUCGACAUUUAACCCAGACCUUAUUGUCAGUAUGGCAGUGGAAAUUGAACGACUGAAGAUGGAGAAAGCUUCAGCCACUAUGAAACGUUCUGCAGUGGUUACUGAGCAGACUGAGGAGGAAACUUCAAAGAGACAUUGCAACUGGCAGUCAUCAGGGGAUAUUGGAGAACCUGAAAAAUCUGGCACAAAACAGAAGCCGCAUGUUUCACAAAGGUGUGUUUUAAAGGCAUUAGGCAGUGACUGGCAGGAUACUGGAGUCAAUCUGGAGGACGAGACUGUGCAACUGCGUUCUGAACUUGCACAAAGAAUGCGUCAAAACCAGGAGUUACAGGACAAAUUAGUGAUGUCAGAAGCCACCGUGCAUGCACAGACUGAUCAGCUGAAGCAAUACAGAGGCCAAUUCAAUGAGCCAUUGGUAGAACAAGAUAGCAAACAAGUGCAAGUUGACUUCCAGGAUCUGGGCUAUGAGACAUGUGGAAGAAGUGAGAAUGAGGUUGAUCGGGAAGAAAGCACCAGCCCAGAAUAUGAGGAGCGUGAAGAUUUGUUUAGUGAGAACAGCCUUAUGGAAAAGCUGAGUUCAGCAUAUAAAGGCGGGUCACCCUUAGUAACUAGCUCACCUUUGAAAAACAAUGGAUGUGGGCAGAAUGACUGGACAUUGGAUUGGGAGAAAUCCGAGGAUGUCACAGUCCUUCAGCAACAUGUCAAGAACCUAAAAGUACAGUUACAGAAGGAGCAGAAGGUGAUGAGUAACCUACAAAGUCGAGCCCGCUCAUUCUCUGCUUCUAGCGACUCUGCUAACCACCAUCGGCUGAAACACAGCGUCUCUUUCCAUGGUUCCACAUCACAUAGCAUAACAGAUGAAGAUGAAGGCUGGCAGUCAGAUACAGUUGGCAUUAACACCACCAAAGACUUAGAGCAGCUUGUCCAAAGGGUGUCUAUGCUAGAAGCUCAACUCCAUCAGUCACAUAGAGAUGUUAGAGCUCAAGAUAAGAUUAAAUUUGCAACGUGGCCUGGGAGAUAUGACACCCUAAUUCAGGCUCAGGCUAGAGAGCUGUCACUUCUAAGGCAGAAACUGCGAGAAGGCCGAAGUGUCUGCCAUAUUCUCACUCAACAUCAAGGGGACACCAUUAAAUCCUUUGAAGAGCUUCUUCGUGCCAAUGAUAUAGACUAUUACAUGGGCCAGGGCUUCCGUGAACAGUUGACUCAAGGGAACCAGCUAGCAGAGAGGCUGAACAAUAAACUCAACAGCAAAGAACGUUCUGAUGUGGAUGAUAAAUCUAGACAUGAGCUGUUGGCCAUCAGACUUAGCAAAGAGCUUCAACAAAAGGACAAAAUCAUAGAGUCUCUCCAGUCUAAGCUUGAAGGCCGUUCCAUGACUCCAUCCAGUAGUCAUGCUAUCUCUGAGUCAGAUCAGUCUGACAGGACCUCUUUUGUGUCCGAUGACCAGCUUUCCAACAACGAUGACUUAGAUGGCUGCUCAGAGGUGGCCACCGCCAGUGACUAUACCAGAAGCAUCCAUGUCACAGAUGCCAUUCAUAUCGAUAAUGUGGCGUCUCACCCCGCAACACCAUCACUUUCCACUUCUCAUGAUGUUCAGCAACAGCACAAGCUCCAUGUUAAUUCAGCUCAUUCUACAGAAACUCUGCAAGGACAUUUUAACCUUCCACCUAGCCACCUAAUUGCCUUGAAUGCUGCUCUCCCACCCAAUCCAUCUUUCCCACCUUUUGGUGCUCAUCCUCCCAUGAUCAGUGGCCCACCAGUCUUUUGUCUGGCAGAAGUACAAGAACUCCACACAUUGCAAAAGCAGCUAGGAGAAAGCAUGCCUAUGGCAUCAUCCUCUGUGAAACCAGUCCAUGCUGCUACUAGUUUUUUUGACACAACCACCUCCUCCAUGCUUCAAACUUAUUUUCCCCAACCUUUGCAUGACUUACCCAGUACAACAGCUCCACAGAAUGCCCCAGAUUUCAGGACAGCAGAGCCAGGAUUGUCAAACAGCAGUGGUUUAUGGGACAUGCAACAUCUGGUCAGACCUAUGAAUGGAAAUGUCCAUGGAGAUGCUUCCUCUGGAUCUUCUGGGUACCAGUCUGCUAGCAAACUCACAGGCUCGGAUCUUUUGGAGGAACAUCUUGCUGAAAUUCGAAACCUUCGCCAACGCCUGGAGGAAUCCAUCCACAUGAACGAUCGUCUGAGGGCACAGCUAGAAGACAAGCUCAUAUCUGCUACAAAAGGGAACGGUUCCGCAACUAAUAUUUACAUCAAAGGUUUGGAGUCAUUGCCUCAGUUAUCUAAUGAGAACAGAGCACUCAGGGAAGAGAACCUCACUUUACAAGUUCGUAUCAACCAGAUCUCCAGAGACUACGUUAAAGAGCUGGAGAAUUUGCAGGAAUUGUUAAGCUCUUCAAGGGCACAGCUGAAGAAUGCUGAAACAGAUCUAGAGCAAAAGGCCCACGAAAGCACAAAGCUUCAAGAGGAACUGGAUCAAAAGGAACAGGAGUUUCUUCAUCUUCAGAAGGAACGACAAUCAAAUCAGGAGAAGUGUAACAGAUUACAGCACCAAGCCACUCUACUGGAGCAGCAAUUGAAUGAAAACUGUCAACUUGUCAACAGCUUACAAUCAGAGCUGCAGGUGUAUGAGAGGCUGUACGGUUCAUCCAAGCUUGUACUGUCAGCUUUCAGUGGAGAAACAUAUCACAGCCUCCCAGCCAACUAUGACUUUAGGGAGCUUCUCUCAGAGGUACGGAGUCUCAGGUCCCAGAUGGAGAAGAGCAUUCAGGUCAACACCUCUAUACGCCAUCACUUAGAGAAACAACUAGGAGGAAGCUUUGGGGCAAAUGAGAUACCGCCAUCUUCUAUCAGCAUUUUCCCUUUUUGUGAGCACAAUGCCAAGAAGCAGCUCUUUCAAGAUGCGAUCCCUUCUCCUCCUGUGAGAGAUGUUGGCAUGCACUCCCCGUCUACCUUCUUCCCUUCAAGAUCUUUCCUUAAUGCUUUCCAUUCAGCACCAGUCCCAGAUCUCUCCCUUCUCAACAAUACACAAGAGGCUAGUAGCAAUUCUGCAUCAAUGGAGAGUAAGUCCCAAAAGCUUGAAGGUGAAGCACCCGAUGGCUCCUUUGCCAACAAAAAUGGACGUCAUGUCAUUGGUCACAUUGAUGAUUUCACGGCCUUGAAACAACAAAUACUGGAAGGAAAGAUGCUAAUUCAGAAGAUGGAGACAAUCAUGCAGUCGUCUCUAAACAUAACCUUUUUGGAAAUACAUGGGACUAAGGCACUGGAUUAUGAAAGCAUCAAGAGACUUUUCUCUACUACCAGCACCUUACACCAAACCCUUAAGGAGUCCUCUUCCCUGCUGGAUAUGUUCUGGAGAGCAGCUCUUCCCAAUACACAACGUGCCACACAGCAAAUGAAAGAGGAGCAGGCUAUGAAAAAGGAAAUUUGCCAGCUGAAAAACAAGAUAAAUGAGCAGGAGGUGGCGUUACAGGAGACUCUCGAACACCUGAAAAGCACCAACCGUGCAAAGGAAAGCAUGGAGCAUUUCAUUGUCAGUCAACUUACCAGAACACAUGAUGUGCUGAAGAAGGCAAGGUCAAAUUUAGAGCCUCUUCAGAAGAAUAGUCUCAAGGUUUCUUCUGGAAAGCCUCUUAGCAAAGGUUCGGGGCAGCAGAGAUCAGCAAAGUUCCAAAGCCAUCUAAUGGACGUCUUCCAAGAACCACCUCGAAAGAAACCUCAGCUGAAAUCCAUAAAGUGCCCGGAUCACUGGGCUUGCCACAGAUUGAUCCAAACUACUCAGUGACAACUUCCAAAGAUAAUGGCUGCUAAUCAUUAACGGUUACUCCCCGGGUGCUAGUUGGGGAAAAAAGAAAAAUGUAUCUAUUGCCAGAACACAAAUAGCCUCAUAGUCCCAAAAAAAAAUGUUCACUGAUACACUUGUUCAAAUUAACCUUUUCAACAUUGCAAUAAUAUAUUUGUUCAGGCAGAUAUGCAAAUAUGCAAUUUCAUAUGAAGGAAAAGGAGAUGACAUUGAAUAUUCUUCUCCAUAAACAUGAACAGUGGCAUCUGGUAGCAUUGGUUUCCAAAAUGUGGGACUGACUAGCUCCCAUAGAUUCUCAAUUCAGUGGAAAGAUAGGCCCUUCAUGAAGGGUGAAUUGCUUCUUUAUGGGUUGUUAUACCUGAAACUAUAGCAUGGUGACAAUUAUGGUUAUAUAUAUCCAUAUACACAAAUAGGGACUUAUCAAAUUUUAUCCCAAAAAGGAGACUAAACACAAGAAGUUUAAAGGUGUCUGGGUCAAGGUGUUCUCUAUCAGUCAGCAGCUAGGUAGUAACCUUUACUAAAGCUCUGAUUUUACAUAUUUACCUGUGAUUGAAUAGAUUGUAUUUAUCAGGAUGCAAUAUUAGACAACCAAUGCUAUGUUUUUGCAAUUCUCGCACUAGAACUGCCAUUGUUUCAACCAAAUAUAAACAGAAUGCGAUGGAAGUUCCAAGUUAAAUUAAUUGGUAGUUUAUUAUCAGCGGAAAAUCUAAAUGGACAAAGAUCUGGUCUUCCAGGACAAUCACAAGAAAUUCCAAAUGCAAAUAUUUUGUAGCAAUAUGAUAGAUACAUUAGCAUUUGAAGAAGUUCCACACUUGUAUCUAAAUAUCCAAGAAGACUGGUUGGAUUAUAUGAGGAAUGACAAAUGCAUGACAAUUAGGUAUGAUUGCUUCAAAAAUGUAUUUUAUUCAAGAGAUAUCUAUUAUAUUUGUGUGCAUAAAGACACUCACAAUAACACCAACAAUGAGCUUACAACAGGUUGAUAAAUGAAACCUGCAUCAAUAAAUGUCGCACUUAUAAAACUCCAGUGCAAGUAAGAGGAAGAAUGCUCUUAUGGACUUGAAUUGAUGGUUCCUGGGUACCAGUACACAUAUAACUAUUGUCUUCAUUCAAAGUAUUAUGGUCUACAGAACUUUCAGAAGUCACUGAAACUAUGCAAACAAGCAUCUGCAAAGAUCUAAGGAAUGUAUGCAUAUAUUGCUUCUGCAAAUCCAACUAUCCAGAAACCAAUGGGAUUAAAACACUGGGUUGCAUGGGACUGGGCACCAACUAAGCAGCAGAAAGUAAACUGAGGAAGCCUACUGAAUUGGAUUCCUGCAAACGUCAUCUCUGUACAUCAGGGUGAAUAUGAAGAGUUGGACAGUAAAUGUGAGCAAGAAAGACAAGUAGAGUUAACAUGGUUUUUACUGAUUUUUUUCCAAUCCAUGUUAGGUUGCAUGGGUGGGCUAUUUAUUGUUGUCGCUGUGCAGAAAAUCUAGAAGUUAUUUACUUGCUUCUUGAUAUAUUGUGCUGCCAAUGAUGAGUCUUUCUGACACCCAUAAAGAUCCAGACAAAGCUUACCUAUGUUACUAAGGAGUCAGGUAGUGUUUGGUCUGGUUAAUAAGCUGAAGGCCAGCAGUAUUUUUUAAGAAUUACAUCAAUUAGCUCUUGGCUUGCCAGUGCAAUUGUUUAAGGUACUACUACUGACCUACAAAACCUUCAGCUUAUUACAGUUAACACUGCACUUCAAGACUAGUUCUGCUGCUCCAGUAUGUCUAAAGUAGGGAAAGCCAAACCCGUGGCUCUUUAGUUUUAGUGCAACAGCAGCUAACAACUGGCUACAGAGAAAGGAAGUUGCCCGAUCUUGAAAUCCACAGGGUGACAAUCAACGAUGGAUACAUCUAAGAAAUGUUCAAGUAAAUUACCUUUGAUGUUACGGCCAAAAGCCCCACAUCGUUUUAUUAUGUAUAUUAUUAUAUACCUCCUUUAAACAGAUGCACUUGUAAACAACCUGCCUUUUUUGCUUGUGGUGUUAGCUGUUUUUUUAUUUUUUUGCUGUUAAGUUAUGUAUGACAGCCCUGCAGUUGGAGAAAGGAUGGGCCAGCUGCUAAUGUAUACAGUUAUACAGUUAGACUGUGUGCCAUAUUUUAUUUCCGGAGUGUACAGUAUCUUUUAUAAGUAGCUCUAAGUGUAUUUAUGGAGACGUAAUAUACUGGGAAAUGACUUAUUGGCUGUUUUCCGUUGGCCCCUUCUGUAUUUCAUGGACAGUAUUGUGGAUAAAACAUUAAUGCCAGGAAAUAAUUUAGUGCCAGAUUAUUGUGUGUUCAGUAGCUUAAAAUAUAUCUAGGUAUAUUUCUACACUGUGUAUAUUAAGCUAAACAAGUAGAGCUGACUGAUGUUGGAUGUCCUUAGAGCCCUGACUCUCAUUCUGGCGGCUUCAGUUAUGUUUGCUGGGGUAAAAAAUGUAAAAAAAUACUCAGCUGUAAUGCCCCAGAUCCAAGAACAUGGUUUCUCUCGUGUGCACUUGUGGGAUAUUAUUACGCUAUUGGAAAAUUAGGAACACAACACUUUUGGCAUGCCUGAAUCAUGUACAAAUUCUGGUAUGGCCUAAUAUCACCUAAAAAUGUGCUUGUUGGCGAUUAGGCAACGUUUUUUCACGACAGCCUCAUAUUAAAGUGUUCAUUUCCCACCCCAGCUCCAAAAUUUGCUGCUUUUUAUAAGAUAAGGGCCUCAUACCCAACUCACCCAUUUAAACUAUCAUCAAGGUGAGUGUUGAUGUAUAAACACACCUAGAUAUAAAUGUAUUCUACUAAACCUUCAGCACAUAUUUGUUUUUUUGGGGAGGGAUUAGCAAAAGUGCCCAAUGGUGUAUGUAUAUUAUGUGUACAGUAUAUCUGUAAAUAAAUGGUGUGAAAUUGAUGUAUAUAGACAACUCUGACAAUACCCUGUAGUUUAUUAUGUAGUGAUGCAAGUGUCUGCCUCUCAUGCAUUUUGGGAAGAUUGAUGAAAAUGAGGAAAAAAAUGGCAAAGACAAAAAUAUGAAAAUAUUUUUUUCCGGAUCGCUAAUAAAAAACGUAAAAUAAAAGAAAUUUGU
Messenger RNA from Xenopus laevis (African clawed frog), 10654 nucleotides. RefSeq names its product myomegalin (gene pde4dip.S). Bases 337 to 7566 code for a protein of 2409 amino acids. Lineage: Eukaryota; Metazoa; Chordata; Amphibia; Anura; Pipidae. The record is from RefSeq and is a predicted model, not a curated record. The transcript has 49 exons.